AUGAAAAAUCCGGCAAAGAUCUUUAUCCAGUUGCCGAAACGGGCCCUCAAUUUCGAUUGGAAGCUCCUGCUUCUCCUUCUGUUUUCCGUCAUCUUUCUCGUCUACGUUUCUCUCUCCGCCUCCUCCUCCGCCGCAUUAUCUCUCUCUCUUAGCCGUUUUUCUUCUUUAAAUUACAUAUUUCGCGGCCGCGCCCCGCCCGGCGAUCCGCCUACCCGAGCCGAGCCCCGGCCCGGGACCCAUCCGAACGGGUCGAGAAUUGCCGUUUGUUUGGUGGGCGGGGCCCGCAGGUUCGAGCUCACGGGCCCGUCCAUCGUGGAGAGAAUCCUCCGGGUCUACGAAAGUUCGGAUCUUUUUCUCCACAGUCCGUUGGAUGCGAACUCGUUCAAGCUUCUGCUGUUGAACGAUGCGCCGAGGAUUGCUUUUGUGAGGAUAUUCAAACCCGAACCCAUGCCCGAGACCGAGCCGGAGGCCCGGGUUCUGGCGGCUGCCAACUCGCCCAACGGUAUACAGGGCUUGUUGCAGUAUUUCAAUCUGGUAGAGGGCUGCCUAAAAAUGGUCAAAGCCUACCAAGAAGAGAACAAUUUCACGUAUGAUUGGGUCAUCCGAACAAGAGUUGAUGGUUACUGGUCAGGACCAAUGGGCCCCGAGAACUUCAUUCCAGGCAAAUACGUAGUUCCACCGGGCUCGUCCUAUGGUGGCCUAAAUGAUCGAUUUGGAGUGGGAGACUACAACACCUCAGUCACAGCACUUUCGAGGCUCUCCUUAAUCCCUCAGCUCGACUCGGCUGGGCUGACCCAGCUCAACUCGGAGGCUGCUUUCAGACUAUCUUUAUUCAUGACCUAA
Molecule: messenger RNA, 843 nt
Organism: Striga hermonthica
Lineage: Eukaryota; Viridiplantae; Streptophyta; Magnoliopsida; Lamiales; Orobanchaceae
Source: the annotation of a GenBank genome assembly